Penicillium odoratum is the source of this 723-nucleotide messenger RNA. RefSeq lists its product as uncharacterized. Bases 1 to 723 code for a protein of 240 amino acids. NCBI's taxonomy places the organism in Eukaryota, Fungi, Ascomycota, Eurotiomycetes, Eurotiales, Aspergillaceae. The transcript is spliced from 2 exons. The record is from RefSeq and is a predicted model, not a curated record. Gene Ontology annotation, cellular component: mitochondrion.
AUGUUACUCCGAUCAUCCCUCCUAUCGCGAUGGCUCGCGCACGCGCAGCCCGAGCUCAUGCAAAGAUCGGCGAUGAAAGCCGCACCCGCGUCUCCAUGGCAGACUGUAUCCAUGUUCCACCGGCAGCCAUUUCUCAGCUCGCAAAUAGUAUCCAAGUCCAUGCGCCGGUCCUUGACAACGGCGGUCAACUCUACCGGCCGCGCUUUUCCACGUUCUCGGCUGGGACUGCGAUCGGUGCAGCUUCCCAAACAAAGGACAAAUCGGCGCUUCAACUCGGGAUCCUCGAGUAAGACGACCGAAGGGUCGAAAGAUGGCGGUUCGCUAUCGCAAAGGCUACGCAAUUUAUCCCGGGAAUACGGCUGGGCCGCGCUCGGUGUGUAUCUGACACUAUCGGCUCUGGACUUCCCGUUUUGCUUUGCAGCUGUGCGGCUGCUGGGCGUUGAGCGAAUCGGUCAUUUCGAGCAUGUGGUGGUACAGUCGGUGAAGAAUACAUUCCCAUCGAUUUGGCCGCAGCAAAAGACCGAAGAUGGCAGCGUUGUCGAGGCAGAGGAACCCAACUAUGAAGGAGCUAGUAUAUGGACACAACUUGCAUUGGCAUACGCUAUUCACAAGACUGUCCUUAUUUUCGUCCGAGUACCCUUGACAGCGGCAGUAACCCCCAAGGUUGUUAGAGUAUUGCGUAGUUGGGGAUGGAACAUUGGGCGGAAGCCCAAGACUCCCUGA